AUGAAAGAAGUGUUGCUACUAGUCGUGCUGUGCCUGGCCACAUACCACACACACUCCAUUAAAAUUGGAAUCUCGCACAAUUACAAUGCCACAAUAUCGCCAACGGCGUCCACCACCACGGAAGCCCCAGCCACGACCGGUGCUCCGAGCAGCGAAGCGGUCAGCUCCAUCAGCACAUUGCCGGAGGCGGAAGUGACCACUACUACGCCUGCAAUCACAUUUCCACCGCGUGUCCAACAGAAGCCCAAGGUGGCUGUGGCAUCUCCAACCAUGUCGACGGCUUCCCCGGCGGAGGCGCUACCUUUGAACUCCACUGAAGUGAACUCCUCCCUGCCCAAAUCCGGGGACAGUACGUUUUAUUACUGCUCCUGCGAUCUUCAGGCAGGCAGAUGCGAUCUCAACUGCUGCUGCGACAACGAUUGCCCUCCCGAAACCCGCCAGGUGUUCAAUUGCCUGCCGAGUUCGUUGCUCCCGCAGCUUGAAUCUCGCCUGGAGGACUUCCAGUACACCCAUGGCUUGCCCACCUGCCAGAUCAACGAUGGCUGGCUGUGCGUCUUUCGCAGCAACACAAAAGCAACAAAGACGCAGCCGCAGGAUAUGAAUAUCGAUACCUCGCAGUACAGAAAAUGGAAGGAUAACUUGGAAUACCAAGAAUCGGACUACGCACAGUCCCGUCCAUCAGCUGGACACUACAAGUUCGGGCAGACCCUGCAGUUGUGGCAACCAGAGACUAAACAAUUGGCGACCUUUGAGCUGCCCGCCGCCUACGAAAGCCCCAAUUGUCAGCUGAAGCAGUCAGUCGGGCACUUGCAGCCGAUCAGGAACGUUUGCAGAAUGAAGGAUUCCGCACAGCUGCAGGAGAGCAUCUGGAGCGUACUGAACCAGAGUGCCACCUACGAGAUCCUAUCAAAACCCCGCGAUCUGGAAGAACCGGAAGUAAACGGGCUGAUCGUACAGGUCUGUCUUAGAGGAGUGGAUAAGUCAAUGCGUUGCUUGGAACGAGGAAACGACACCCAACUGGAUGUUAUAGUUGAUCAAGUGGAGCUGCAACUGAUUCACAACUUUACAAAUAUCCUAGAAGCGAAGCUUUUUCUAGAGGAGGCCAAACUGGCGGAGGAUGACAACGAGCCACUUUGGCUUCGCUACAAUGUUGAGUUUGUCACUCUGAACGAAUCGCUUACCAAGCCCACUUCCGGUCCACUCGGUUACCUAUCUGGCGCCCCUGUAAUCCUCUCCAGAAUGUCACCACAGAACAGCAGCGAGGACAAGCAGCAAAUAAGCUAUCACAGCUCUAACCAAAAUAUCAAAGAGUUUCACUGGCUUUCCCUGCCCUCCAGGAAGCCACGAGGAAGCAGCUGCCAACGCGCACUGGACCACAAGGAAGCUCUGCGCUUUGGCGUAGACCUUCUUACCCGCUGUGAACUCCGCCACGCGGCGCCCUUGCUCCAGGAACACGCCAACCACACCGAGUACUGCCAGAGCUUGCAGGCGCAGAUAUGGAGCCUGCUACUGCCCCACAACUGCACCCAGCUGGAGGACGUGACCAAGGUGUUGGUCUCCCAUCUGGGCAGACCGCGGCCGGACAAGUGGCUGCCCAUGGAGGUGCACUACCCGGAGAACGUCCACGAGAUGCCACCACCCGUUCAGGCAGUAUACGACCAAAUGAGACAGAGCCUGAGCUGUCGGAAUAUCUUCCUCAGCGUUGGCUACGAGUUCCAUGUGGCACAUCUGGCCCUGGUGGAGGGCAGAGCGCCGCAUCAGCGUGUCCUGCAGCACGCACGCCUGGUUCUGGGCCAGCGGCAUGACCUGGAGUUCGACACCAGCGAGACUGAGGUGGCACUUCCUCUGAGCAUAUCCGCCAUGUUCUACCGAACGCAAAGGAAAGCCCUGAGCAAUGGAGCUGCAGUGGGAAUCUCUGGCCAUCUAGUGCUGCUGGAAAUGAUUUAUCUAGGAAUUAUUUAUCUAGGAUCCAUGCAACUUUGUCUGUAGAUUUUUAGAAUAAAAGCUGAAAAAAUAAGA
Drosophila simulans is the source of this 2019-nucleotide messenger RNA. Its product is annotated as tectonic. Gene Ontology annotation, biological process: cilium assembly. The transcript has a single exon. The record is from RefSeq and is a predicted model, not a curated record. Lineage: Eukaryota; Metazoa; Arthropoda; Insecta; Diptera; Drosophilidae. Bases 1 to 1989 code for a protein of 662 amino acids. Gene Ontology annotation, cellular component: ciliary transition zone.